Messenger RNA from Musca domestica (house fly), 681 nucleotides. RefSeq names its product coiled-coil domain-containing protein 86. The transcript is spliced from 2 exons. The record is from RefSeq and is a predicted model, not a curated record. Bases 138 to 587 code for a protein of 149 amino acids. Lineage: Eukaryota; Metazoa; Arthropoda; Insecta; Diptera; Muscidae. Gene Ontology annotation, cellular component: nucleolus.
GACUUACCUAUCCCUAGUCAAAAUCAGACCAACGAAAACAAUAACAAUAACACGUGUAGAACAACACAAAAAAUAAAUUAAAGGAAGGAAACGUAACGUAGUUCUUUUAUCAGCAUUUCCAGACAACAAUUAUUAAAAUGACGGAGGAUACUAAAGACACACAAGUUAAAGGCGAAACACCUAAGGAAUCCAAUACCUCUGCCUCGAAAUCUGUUAAGAAGGUCAAGAAACCAGAAAAUGAAGUGCCUCGCGGCCAACCAAAAUCGCACAGACCAUGGAAAACACCGAAAACUAAAUUCUCAACAAUACAAAAGAGCAAACCUCGUUUAUCUUUCGAAAAGAAAAUGGAACUACGAAAUGAAUUGCGUGCCAUAAAAGAACGUUCGCGUGAAAUCAAAGAAGCCAAAAAGGAGGCAGCUUUGGAAAAGAAACAACGACGUUUGGAAAAUGCCGAACGCCGGUUGGCCAAUGAAAGGAAGGCCGAAAUUGUGCAGGUCAUUAAAAAUCCAGCUAAAUUAAAACGUAUGAAGAAGAAACAAAUGCGUCUCAUCGAGAAACGUGAUUUGAGCCAGGUUAAAGUGGUGUAGUGAUGCGUUUUGUGGAUAGAUAUUAGUAUUUUAAGUAUAUUUAGCUAUAUAAAUUUAUAACUUAACUUGAAAUAAAAAUAACUAAUGAAAUGUA